AUGCUGAGGCUAAGGUUUUUUGCCAAAGGAUUCUCUCGCUCGUUUUCAGAAUUUCCAAAUCACUACAAAGCAGAAAAAGCUCAGAUAGAUCUAAAACUUGCAAGUGCUAAAACUUUAGAUUCAUUUAUAAACGAUAUAGACUUGUCCAAAACUUCUCAUUCAAUGCUUGCAUACACACUUGCAAAAGUUUAUAAGGAAAAUCAAAAAAUCGACCCAGAAGCAUUAAGAAAGCUUUUCAAAAUUAGAGAUGAAGUUAAAGAGAACAUUGCAAAACUUGAUUUUCAAGGCAUCGCCAAUUUUUGUGAUUGAUAUAGUAGUUUAACCACAAAAAUAUUUCUAGCAAAAGAGACGAAGAAAUUAUUAAUUGAUCGCAUAAAUAAGUAUUUAAUUAGUCACUCUUUUGACCGGAAACAAAUUUUAUCAAUCUAUGAAAAUUUAACACCUGAAGGGUUUAGAAUAGAAGAACUAGAUAGAGAGAUUAAAAAAAUUGCGAUGAGCAAAUUAAAUUUGGAAGAAAUUUCAAAAAUUUUGACCGGAUGUGGAAGAUUUAUCUAUACUUCAAACAUAAGUUUAUUUUUUGCUUGCAUGGAAAGAUUAUUUCAACUAAAUAAAGAAGAGCUUGAUGGAAAACACUUAGCCAAAAUUUUAGAUGCUUUAGCUAUUAAACAGCCUGCAAAAAUACAUCAUUAUUUAUCAGAUUUUGUAAAAUUUAUUGAAGAAAGCUUAUCUAGAUGAGAAGAAAAUGACUUAUUAUCAGUAAUCAGGUUCUAUAAGUAUUACAAUUCUGGCUAUAGGAUUCCAUACCAAAUCGCACUAAAAAGACUGAAUAUCUUGCUUAGUAAUGAUCAAUCCAUAGAAUUUAUAAUUGAAUUGGCUAGUCUUUUAAAAAAUCACCCAAUUAUUUAUUUUAUUGCUGAUAACAUAGCUUUAAAAGGUUUACAAAUAAUUAAGGAAAAACUUUCAAAAGAAUCAAUAGACUUAGAAAAUAUAAAAAAAAUACUUAGGCUUAUAGGCCCGAAUAUUGAUUAUCAGACUGCACUUGCAUUAGCAGACCAAAUAAAUAGUAAAACCCUUUAUUUUGAACAAGGCAUGGAAAUGAUUGAAAAAGCAUCAUGAUUAUGUGUUAAUAAAGAAGGGAAGCUUUUCCCUUUGGCAAAUUUAAUUUCAAAUGAAAUAAACUAUAAAAGAAUUAAAGAUCUUGAGUUUCGUUACAAAAUAGAUGCAUUAUUCAGCAUUAUUCAUAUAAAUAAUUUUGAGCUAUAUGGCCUGCAAAAACUAAAAGAUUUCCUUAUAGAUGAACUAAAAGAGUGAAUUGCUUUAAGCGGUGACAAUAUUAAGCUUUUUAUAAAUCUUGUUUACGAUAAAGAAUAUAGUUCAAAGUUUUGUAGAGCAAUAAAGCCUUUACAAGCCAUAGCUUUUUGCUCAAUAAAAAAAUUAUCUAAGGAAUUUGAUUGAUUACAUUAUUCGAUUAUGCUUUAUGAGUCUGAUCCUGAAAAAUGAAAAGACUUUGUGAUUGAAAAUAAAAAUAGCUUUUCAUAUGAAGAUAUAUUAAGAGCAAUAAGAUAUUAUAAAGGACCUUUUGCGGCAAUUAUAUUUUUGUUGCAAACAUAUAAAAAUAAGUUAUUUCCGCAAUGGAUAGGUGCAGCCAUGGAUAGAAUUCCUGAAAAGGAAAAUGCUCAAGUUCUAAAUGAUUUUGCUCGUAUUCUAAACAAAAUAGACCCUCAUUAUUUAGUAUAUGAAGAUAGUAUCAUCACUAGAAUGGAUAAUUUUGGUUAUUUUUUUAGGAAUUCCGACUUUAGUUUACUGCCAGAUUUAUUUGAUGACGCAUAUAAAUUGAUAAAGGACCUGCCUAUUGAUUCUGUCUUUAACAAUUGAAAUAUCAAAAUACUCAGCCAUGUGUCACGGCUUGGCAAGUUAGAACCGGAAAUGGCUGAUUCUGUUGUAUCUAACUAUGCUUAUAUGAAGGAGCUUGAUCAAUUACCCAUGCUGACUAUUGCUUCAAAAUGCACUGAUUUGGAGCUGAGAAAAAAUAUAAUCAAUAAAGUUUUCAAUGGGAAACACAUUCAUUUUUUACUUCCUCUCAUUAUUAAGGCAUACUGAUGUCAUCCAAAAACAGAAGAAGUUGAUAAUUAUAUUAUCGAUAUAUUAAAAAAAAUUGUUCCACUUUUAGGAAAAAGUUGUCUCUCAAUUCUGGGAAAUGUAAUUGCCAAACUUCACCAAAAGAAUAUAAAUGAACAUUUAGAGCUAUAUAAUGCAAUAUCAUCCUUAUUAAAAGAAUUUGUUUUAAAUAAUGUAGAAAAAUUAUCAUUCGGAGAUCUUAAUGUAUUGCUGCAUUUAGCUCUGAUAAAUAUGCCCAUGGAUCUUAAUUUUGCUCAAAUAAUAUGGCAGAAUAGUAAGAAUAAUAAAUUGCCUAGUAAUGAGUACAAAAGAGUAGACAUUAUUGAAAAAAUAAAAGCAAUAGGAUUAUCUGACAAAAAUGCAGUUUUAGCAAUUUGUAAUAAGCAAUAUAACUUUAGAGCAGCUUAUUUAGCAGAAACUAUUUCAUGUUUGGCAGAAUUAAGAUUUGAAAAUGAGAGUUGGGCUAAGAAAAUGGCUAACGGAUUAAUGGAUUAUGUGGAAGAUAAAAAGAUUUCCUUUGAAAAUGAUAAAGAGCACAUCAACUGGAUAUAUGGGCUUGUUGCUUUUAAAGCAAAUAAGUCAGAAAUUAUGAGACAUUUAGAAAACUGUAAAUUUUUUGAUUGUGAAUUGCCAACUUUUAAGCACUUUUUACUUGAGAAUCACUUCAGCAUGGACCCAGAUUACAAAGGAGUGAGAUUUCUCAAUCAAGAGAUACAAAAAUAUUGGCAGGAUUUUGACUAUUUUAAGCAUUUUGGAAUUGAUAAACCAUAUAUUAAAAUAGCAUGGGACAACCUAGCCUCUUAACAGUCUAGCUGGGAAAACAAAGAGAUCUUGUGGAAGGUAGGAUGGCGUUCAAAAGUAUGUAUCUGAGCAAGUCUUUUUGGUUUGGUUGAGCACAAUGUCGGAUUGCCGCCCGCAGCUCAUUUCAGAUCAAGAUUUUACCCUGUGGAAAAAUCGUGCACAAAAGUUCAAAAGCGAAGACCCAGCAGUGAGGCUCCUCCUGGUCAAUCGGACACAUUUCCCAGAGUAUAUCAGGCGUUAUAAUUGGACUUUGAGUUUCAAUUUUGGUGGAGAGGUGACCAGAAAAUUCGAUUUUUCUGAAAGCUGUAGCCCCGUUGAUGUCCAGAAUGGUGUUCCAUUAUCUCUGACAUAUAGGUGGAGAUUGCACACCUCGCCUGAGAAAAAGCACAGUGAGAAUUUAUGCUCAAAUUGGCCAGCAAAAGGUGGAGCGAUAUUGAGACGAAUGUGGCUUUUUGAUGUGCUUGCCUAUAAUAUUAAGCAUUUUGGAAUCCAUCCGUCACUUAUCAGACUUAUUGAAUCGUCGUUCAAUAAGGCCAAUCUUGAAAUACAAAUUGGAACAUUUUUUGACAAGAUUUGGAUACCUUUCUACGUUCCAAGCAAAAAGACAGCUUUAUGGCCAGUGACAAAUUCGGUUCUUUUAUAUCAAUCAAAUAAACUAAGAGGAGAAUGUUUUAUGUACCGUAACCAAAUUCUUAGAAAAGUAAGCAAUUUGAAAAUGCUUACUCUCGUGAGCGAACAAAAAAAUUUGCCAAGGACGAGUUUUUUAUCCAAAAAUAGGAAUUUCUCCAAUGAUUUGUUCGGAGGGAAUUUAGUGAAGAAGAGGCGAAUAAAAUAGAUAUUCAGCAAUUCCUUAAUAUUUAA
Blepharisma stoltei is the source of this 3780-nucleotide messenger RNA. Lineage: Eukaryota; Ciliophora; Heterotrichea; Heterotrichida; Blepharismidae. The record is from the annotation of a GenBank genome assembly.